Molecule: messenger RNA, 167 nt
Organism: Amoebophrya sp. A25
Lineage: Eukaryota; Dinophyceae; Syndiniales; Amoebophryaceae
Source: the annotation of a GenBank genome assembly
AGCGCUACGCGGGAGUGACACAGUUGACGAGCUGUAGCGGUUACAUUCGAUCACUCUUUUCCAAAAGCGGAAAAAGUACCGCUCCCGUGGAGGAAAAUGAGGCACACGUUGUUGCGGAGUCUCUAGUGCAAGCUGGCGGUGAAAUCCGUAUUCAAGUCGAUAAAAAU